This is a messenger RNA of Peromyscus eremicus (cactus mouse), 1348 nucleotides long. RefSeq names its product EP300 interacting inhibitor of differentiation 2B (gene Eid2b). Lineage: Eukaryota; Metazoa; Chordata; Mammalia; Rodentia; Cricetidae. Gene Ontology annotation, biological process: negative regulation of DNA-templated transcription. The record is from RefSeq and is a predicted model, not a curated record. Gene Ontology annotation, molecular function: transcription corepressor activity. Gene Ontology annotation, cellular component: nucleoplasm.
GCGCAUGCGCACAGCUUCACUGCCCAUGGAGCCGGUGCCCAGCGCUCCUAAGCUCAGCGCUCUCUGGUGACCUAAGGGACUCAACAGUCGGCGAUGUCCGAGCUGCCGGGAGAGAGCAGGGUCCCCAACCUGAGCCCCAUGAACGGCAUCGGCGACGUCCUGCAGGGGGGAGUGGGCGGAGGCAGUUGGAUCCCCGAGGCCCAGGAAGGCCCUCUGGCCGAGCCGCCCGGCCCAUGGUGCGAGCCCCGGGCCCGUUUCCCAGGCGACUCCCCGGCAUGGCGGGGCCUGCUGGCCGUGCCGCACUUCCACCCGCCGCUCCGCCUUCUAGAGCUGCACGAGCAGCGGAUGUUCCAACACUACCUGCACACCACCCUGAUCCCCACCAGGCUGCUGCGCGACAUCGAGGAGCGCCGCCGGCUGUUCGUGGAGGGCUGCAAGGCCCGGGAGGCGGCCUUCGACGCAACCCCCCCGCAGAUGGACUCGGACGGCGCCUUCACGCUGGCGCUCACCGCCUCCGACGCCCGCGGCCCCACCGCGACUGAGUGGUGGCCGUCGCCUAUAACCCCAGCCCUCAGGAGGGAGGAGGCUGGAGGAGUUGGAGGCCAGCCAGGGCUACAGGAGACUCUGUCUUUAAAAAAAUAAAGAUUGGUGGCCAGGAAGUCAGGUGACUCUUAGGAUCAAAGGCAGAAGUCUGGGCAGAUGUCAUGAGGUGGGAAAUCCAAGCAGAGUACAGCCAUGGGCAGGGUGGAAUGAAGCAGGACCAGAAGAGGUGGACACUCCAGGCUUGAAGCUGGCUGGCAAAGAGGACCCUUCUGAUCUUUUUUCCCUCCCUGCAUCUGUGGAAAUUCAAGGUUGCUUCACCACUGUAAAAGGACGAUGGUUUUGCAAAGAUGAAGUCUAAGAAUUACCAAUGGGGAAAAAAUAGAAAUCGACCGAGAUACAGGGAGAACCAGGGAGAUUGGUUCUUAGAUACAGUUGCUCCUGGGUUUUCCUGGCGUCAGAAGGCUGUUGAGACAACUUGGACAUUUCAGAACUGAGGGGCUAGCUCAUUGUCAGCUGACAAUCUCAAUGUGCCGUUAAUGCUUGUGUUGAUGUUCUGUAGACAAGUUGUAAAUAUUCAGAUAGGGAAAAGUAUGUGUUUGUGAGAUGACUAUUUCCAAGACCAUGUGUAAUUGUAUCUAUAUGGUAAUAGAUUUAAUAUUUAAAUAAUAGGUGUACAGUCAUAAGACUCAAAAGCAGCAAAAGAUGCUAUGGGAAUUUAAACCUUUCUCUCUGCCAAACUGAAAACUGUCUGAGCAAGCAUCCAUAGUGAUUUGGGUUGGGGUGGGGAGGUUGAUUGUUUUCUGAA